UUUAAUAUAAACACCUCAUGUAUGGAUUUAUAUAAUCUUAAAACUUGACAUAUUCUGGUUUUCCAUUUACGUAUGUAAAUUAUGUACUUUUUAAAAAUUCAGCUUUGUUUGGGAAAAUUCAUUUCAGUGCGUUGCAAUUUUUAUUAAACACUUUGGACUUAAAUUAUCUACACGUAAUUAUAAUUAAAUAAGAAAUAAAAUCUAAAUGGAUAUAAAUAACAUCGUUUCAAUGUCGUAUCACGCGAAACCAUGACACUCUAAUAACUCCAAUAUAGAAAUGGAAAAAUACAGCUCCUAAUCAAUUUUCCUGAAACCGAAGGAAAAAAACAGCAUCUAUUUGUACUGACAAAUUCUAUAUUAAUUUAGGGAGUUACAAUCACUUAUCGCGGAUGUUUUUGUUUUUAGAAAUCAAAAUUCUUAUUGCGUUGCUUCUUCCAGUAUUUUCCUGCAAUUUGUGUUAGACCGAUUUUGUAAUGAAUCAAUAAUUUUGCGCAAAAGCUGUUUAAAAUGUAUAAUUAAGGAACCUAAAUAAAACAAAUGGUAAAAUCAUACAAGCAUUUCUUUCACUUGUCCCUUAUAGAUAAUUAAUCAACCAAAGGAAAAUCGUGUUUUCAAAAAUAAAAUUUAUUCGGAAAUUUAACGCUAAAUCUAACCGCAACUUAUUUAUGAACUAAGGUAAAAGUAUGAAUAGUAGUUUAGAUUUAAAGUAGAAAAAUAAAACGUCUUUCUAAUAUAAUCAAGUUGAAUUCAAUAUCUUUGAUGCAACACAAUCUAUUUUAAUGGCAUACUUUCUUAACAACAAAAUGCUUUUUUAUGAUACAUAGGUACGUCAUCUAAAACAGUUAAUGAAAAUUCUUACAGUAUAUUCUAAGAUAAGAAAUUAUACUUUGUUUCAAUUAAGGAAUGACAAUUGCUACAAUUCUUUUCAAAUUAUUAACACACAUUAACUAAAUAAUCGCAAGUUCAUACACAAUGAAAUAUAAAAUUUCAAGGUCUUCUUUCGAGUAAUUUGUAUAGAGUAGACAUUAAGGUAUUUAUUAUUGCUACAAACGCUUAAACUGCUUUGGUUAUUAGGUACUCUACUAGGUUGCUACAACUGUGAAUUAUGGUAAAAAUUAUGAAACUUAUAAAAUAGUAAAAGAAGUAGAUAAGUUGGCUUAAGAAAACAGUAAAUUAAUGUUGUUAUAGCAACACCCACGUCAAUAAGUAAUUAUUAUCACAACUAGCUAGAAGUAGUGCUUGUGAAAGUUACAGAAACCAGUCUUUUUAAAGCCAAAAUAAACACACUUUCUUCCAAUUGAAAUAGUCAAAACAAUGUUCCAAAGAGAUUGGAACAAAAGGUCAGCAUGGCUGAUGACGAAUACACUACUAAAAUGAAGGAAUUGGAAAAGUACAUUCCGUUUAUUGAAAAAAUGAUAAUCGAGUUAAAAGAUCCAAAACGGAAAAAUAGAGAAGCUCAAUUGAACAAAAUGGAAUCAUUGCAUUCCAUGAUAACAGACAAACGAAAAAAACUUAAAAUAGACACGCUGAAGAAGUGCGAAGAAGUUUUAGUAAAACUAUAUGAAAAAGUGCAUCCUGGAAAAAAAGUUGACGCACUUCCAUUAUCUCCUGCUACAUCUGAUCGAUUAAAAUUUGUAUGUAAAAAUCCUGCAAAUGAAAAUGUCUCGCCUUCGGACAUUCUUAAUACAAUUAAGUUGAAAGCAGCGCGAGCUAAAUUGAAUGAGCUUUCAACGCCUGCAAGUCCUAGUCCACCGCGAGAAAUCAUCCCGUCACCAGUUCACAAACCAAUUGUAAUACCCACCGAAAAAGUUCAAUCAACGCAGAGGAAUGAAGACAGUUCGAUAUCAACAUGGAAAAAAUCAAGAACUGUGCAAUUAGAAAAGCCUGACGUUUACAGUAAGGUGGCGAGCAGUUUAGGCUCAAACAAAAAAAGCUCAGUUUUUGAUAGGCUUGGAAUGCCAUUUUUGUCCAAGCCUCCUUUGACCGAAAAAGACUUGGAAGAUCUACAAACUCCCGACGAUACCACAAAUGAUACAGAAGAUUUAAGUUUAAGUGAACUAGAGGAUCUAAGAGAAACGCUGAAAAGAAAAUUAAGCGCUAAACAUGAGAAAAAAUACAAGAAAGAGUCUAUUCCAAAGGCAGAUUGUACGCCAAAUUUAAAGUUAGCCACAGCUCCUAAACCUGUUCCCGCAUCAACACCAAAAAAUCCUCAAAUUACAAGUCCUAAACCUGCACCACAAAAAACCAUUCAAUCUCCUUCGUCGACUUCUGUGCAAGUUAAGGGUAAAUCUGACGACAUUUCCAAAGCUCCUGCCACCAUAUCAUCCACAGCAACAAAAGCAUCAUCCCAGGAGCCAAGAAAAUCUUCACCUAUUGAAUCUCUUGAUUCACAAAUCGAAAAGGUUAAAGGUCCAAAGCUGAUCGAUCUAGACAUUGGGUUUGGUAGUAUAGACAAAGAAAUAUUGAAAGAAGAAGAGAAGAAAAAAGAUCGACGCGACAGUGUUACGAAGAGUCACGAAAAGAAAAAGGACGCCGAUAAAGAGAAACAAAAGGAAGACAAAAAUACGAAAAAAGUCAAAGAUCAACACGAAGAAAAGGCGAAACCUAAAAGCGCCGAUUGCAAAACAACAAAAAAUAAGAAUGUAUCGAAAGAAAAGUCUGAUAAAAAGGAUGGCAGUAAUAAAGAUAGAAGGAAGAGUUUAGAAACUAAAUCUGUUAGUGAAAAGGGCAAGAAGGAAAAAGACGACAGCAGUACAAUAAAAAAAGACAAGGUUGAAACGGAUAAAAGUAAAAAAGAUAAAGGAGAACUUGAUAAAGAUAAAAAAGAUAAAGCUGAGACUGACAAAGACAAAAAGGGUAAAUGUGACAUUGACAAAGAUAAAAAAGAUAAUGCUGAGACUGACAAAGACAAACAAGAUAAGAGUGAGACUGUCAAAGAUAAAAAAGAUAAACGAGAGACUGACAAAGAUGAUAACGAUAAAAGUAGAAAUUCUAAUGAGAAAGUAGGAGGUGAAGUCAAAAGUGUACAAAGUGAAGGAAAAGAUACCAAAAAAUCAUCAUCAUCUAACAUUGACACUUCCUCUGCAAAUGCGAAAGUAUCAAUCGUUAAAAGUAAGAAACCAAACGAUAAGGUAGAGAAAAACAGAAAAAAUGAAAAUGAAUCCAAAACGACUUUAUCACUAAAAACUGAUAAUUUUACGGGGCCUUCUAUCGAAUUGAAAAUACCAUUGUCCGGCCCCAAAGAUCAGGACAAAAUAACUGUAUCUGAUGUGAUGGAUUUGGAUGAAGAUAGUUUACCGUCCACUACAGAAACUUCACCUGUUACCAGUCAGGAAGUACUGAAAAGUUCUACCGAAAGUGAAUCGCCAAGCAGUCCAGUAAAUAAAGUUAUAGAGCCAGCAAAGGAAAUCAAGCUUAUAUAUCAGCGUUUGGCCGACAAAUAUAAUCCAAAACCAAAAAAAAAGGAAGACGUUAGUAAUAUUGAGAUAUGCAGUAUACCACGACAAGACAGGCGAACAGUUCCGAUAAAUAAAUCACCGGUGAAUUCGUUCCAUUCAAACCUAAAAGACCUUUCAGCUGAUAAGAGCAAGCCAUUCCAACAUUUUGAAGAGCAGCAGCAACCGAAUUGGUUCGAGCCACCACAAAACAACCCAGCUUGGGCACACAAACCGCUUGAUCCGCCACCACUUAUACCGCCAAGCCUUUUUGGAGAUACGAAUCCGUUCUUUAUGCCACAAAAUGAACAAAUUCCAAACUUACAAAGUAACUUUAUGCCUGCUUACGAAAAAAACGAUCUGCAUCGUCCAGAAUUAGUUCCCAUACGACAAGAUAUUAUCUCACCGCCAAAUAUACCCAUCAAUUAUCCGAAUCUUCACAGCAAUCAGUUAAAUUACGCAAAUCAACAACCUUUCCAUCCGCCGAAUCAAAACAUGCCUAAUACUGUGAUCAACACAUUCGUAAUUCAUCAGAACCAUACAAAUAGUGUUAAUCAUAAUCAAUUCUCGGAUUCGUACAGUAUGAGCCAAAGAAAUAAGUCGUUUCACCCAUUUGAACCAAUAUCCAACUCUCCAGAGAUGGUUCCGCCCUCGCCAUGUCAAGAAGAUCAUUACGAUCUGAGUCGAAUGGGACAUGUGGAUUUUUAUCCAGGCUCGCAAAAUAGUCAGCAGAAUAUAUCAAAUUCAUCGCGUGGUGGUCUAUUACCGACUCCACAAUUUGGAGAGAAAACUCAGUACAAUAAUGACAAUACACCGAACAGUAGGUUCAAUAGAAACGAAUGGCAAAAUACGAGUAACCAAAGGGUAGAUCCACGAUUAAGAAGGGACGAUCGUGAUCCACCAUCCAACAUUAGAAAUAGUAGUAAUUUUAGAGAACAAAGAUCUGAAAGAAACGAAAGAGAACCACCGAAACGAUUCAGAGAUAAUGCGCCAACAAGCAAAGAGCGUUUUCGCAACCAACAGAAGAGGUCUGAAAGACGAAGCUCUGCAAGAUACGAGCACAGGAAUAGGUACGAUGAAAUGUAUACGAGGUUAGAUAAAAAUAAAGAAGCGGAAAGUUUUGCAUCUCCCUUAGACAGCUUGUACACGUCUGGGGAGAAACAAGCGACAGGUCGUGGUUAUGGAGUGCAAAACUACAAAAUACCGAAACGAAAACAUUUAGAUGAAUCUCCGUCACAAAAAGAUAGAAGUGACAAUCGACAUAAGGAUAACAAAGAUGAUCAGGACGUAAUUAGGAAAAAAACUGACGAUAAAAAACAGGAGGAUAUUAAUAAAGAAUCAGAAACAGAACCAAAAGUUUCUAAAGAUAAAGAUUCAAUUGAAACUGAACCAACUGAAAAAGAUAAAUUUUCUGAUGUCUGUAUUGAAGCUGAAGCUGAAAACGUAAAAGAAGUUAAUAAACAAGAUACAGAUGAUAAGCCACAACAGAAAACUAACAGUGAGCCUAAAUUGCCGGAAAAAUCGGCGGAAAUUAUUCCUGAGAAAGCGCCGAAUGAGAAAACCGAACAGUCCAUGCUUACGGAUUUUAUAACAAAUUUGAUCGGUGGAAGCAAAAAGAAAGAUCUCCUGGUCGCCCUUUUUAACACAAUAGCGGACGGAUUGGAAGAGCAACAAAAAAAGAAAUUCAAAAGAAUCAUUGUCGACUCUGAUAGUAGCGACGACGAAAGCGAGAAAGACAAGAAAGAUAUCAAACCCGUCAAAGCAACAAUUGUGGAUGACGAAUCCGAAGACGCAGAAAAAAAUAAAGCGAAUAAUUCAGAAAGAGUAAUAGAAGUCAAAAGCGAUGUUAAAUUGGACGAUGCUGUAGAUAAGAUAGAGAGUGAAGAACAAAUCAACAUUCAAGUAGAAACAAAGGAAAACGAUGACGCCGAAGCAGCCAGCGUACCAAUGAAAAACGAAAAACGAAGAAUCGGUCAAAGAAAAUCAGCGAGACAACAGGCCUCUUCAGUUUCCAAGACUAGUACUCCUCUUGAAACUAAGAAUGAGCUUGAAAGUGAUGUAGAUAUUGAAGUUAAAGUUCAAUCAGAAAACGAGAAGGCUAACAUCAAAUGUAAUGAAGAGGAGUCCGAAGAAAAUGAUGUUGUAUUUGAAAGCGUGGGUGAAAGAAUAAAGAACCUUCGUAGACAAACGGUUCAAGAGAAGAAGAAAAAAAAGAAGACCAGAACAGAAUUGGACAUGCUCCAUGAAGACAUUAAAGAUAUGUUUAUAAGAGAUGGUGUACUAACUGCGACUGGAAAAAGAAUGUGUCGCAUCCUAAAAGAUGAUCCCGAAGCUCUUACAAAGAAGACUGAAAAGGAGAGCGUAGACGUUACACCUAAGAUUGUCAAAAAGGAUGCAGAUGAAAUAACCCCCAUACCAACAGCAUCCCGCAGAUCAACUCGAAAUCAACUGAGAGUUGUAUUAGAAAAGACUGAUUUCAGUAAAUUAGUUCCUCCAAAACCACCUGAAAGGGUCUCCAGUUCCGACGAAUUAGAGAGCGAUUCAAAUAAUAUUUCUGGAAGAAAUCUUCGGAGAUCGAGAAGAUCACUCAACAAACCUGUGGUUUAUUGCGAAUUAAACGCAGAGGAGGAUGCCAGUGAAUCUACUACUCCUCCUUCAACUCCACAAAAAAAAGUCGCCAGAAAUAGCGUAAGUAGCAAAACUGACAACGAAUUAGAAGAAGAAAUCGACAUUCAAGUAGAAGCAAACACAUCUUCCGAUACUAUCAAAGAAAUUGAAGAAUCUCAAGAUCCGGAAAAAGAGACUAAAUGUAAAAAGAAAAAGAAACGAAAUUAUAAUAAAUGGGCUUCCGGUGUUAUUACUAAAAAUAAAGGUAAGAAAAAGAAAUCUGCAAACGAAAGUCCGAGAUCCAAUACAACAACUCCAACUCCGUCAGAGAAAACAGAGCCAUCUGUGCGAUCUGAUUCGGAUCACGAAGAGAUAAAUUCGGCUGUUGGUGAUCGCGAAUGGUUCGUAGAACCUUCUGUUGCUGAUUAUUUUGACAAAGACAAAAAGCCUGAGUGUAAACUUUGUCCUUUUAAAGGAAAGUUCAUAGUUCAUCAUUACAAACAAAAGCAUAAAGAUAGCGAGAUAUUAAUAUCUCGACUGCCACCAGAUGUUACUGCUGCAGCCAUACAAGAAUCUGUCGAAAAUAAUUAUGAAUCCGUAACGCCCGAGGACAUUAUUGAGCCGAACGGAAGGAAAAAGAAAUUUCUAUUUAAGUGCAUCUUCUGUCAUUUUAUGAUAAAGAAUGUAAGUGCAGAAAUAUUUUUUGAUCAUCUUACUCUUCACACAGGAGAAUACAGGUUCAUUUGUAAAUUAUGCACUUUUUAUACUAAUCAGGCAAAGCCGUUACGAGCACAUUAUAGCUCUGUGCACUUCAUGGCCGCAGGAGAAUACGGAGGAGCCAAAGCUGAGUAUAGCGCUCCUCCAAAUUAUUAUCUCGUUUUCGGGUAUGUUUGUGGACAAUGUAAUUACUUACAACUGAACAAAGAAGCAGUAGAGGAACAUAUUAAAAUUUUCCAUCUCGACAACGACACAAAAGUAUUUAAGAUAAAUAUGUCCUUAGAGCAAACAAAAUUAGAAGCUGUCGUAAAAUCUGAAGACGAGGAGGUGGUAGUUCCUAAUUCGCCUAGUAAAAAUAAAAAAAAAUUCAAAGCAGAAGUAUUGCAAAUAGUGAAGCCUGAAGAAAAAGAGGAAAGUAAGAAAUCGGAGACUGACGAAAACAAAACUGACAGUGAUACGGAAAAAGUGACUGUCAAAUCGGAAGAGGAAGUAGAGAAGGUGAGUAAGGUCGUAGAACCACGAAAAUUCAACAAACCGGGUCCAAAAUCUAAAAAGAGGAAAGCGCCUGAAGAUUUGGAAGAAAACGCAUCUUACAAGAUAAAGAAAGAAAAAAAAGAAGAUGAAUUGAAAACCGUGGAAUCGCAUGAAGAAGAAAAGUCUGAUGCACUUCUUGACAAAAAGGCCGACGAUAGUAAUGAAACAACCAGUCCAAAAACAAUGUCUAAAAAUCGAGGACGAGGCGUUCCAAUGAGAAAGAAGCUAGCUUCACAAAAGAUAAUAGAGGGAAUUCAAGAACUUCACGUUGCAGAAGUUGACAAAGAUAAAAUUGCUGGUGAAAUCCAAGAUGGCGAGUCAAAUAGGGAUGACACUAAAGAAACUAAAGAGAUGACCGAUGAAUUAAAGAUGACCAACGAUACAAAUAUCAAAACAAAAGCAAUUGACGAACUUCCUGAUAACUCAACAGAUAAGCAAGUUGAUAGGAAUAUAUUUAUGUGUGAUGCCGAAAUCGUAGAACGUGAACAAAAGAUAGACGAAGAACGUUUAAAAAAGAUGGAAGAAAUAAACCAAACAGUUUCUCAAAAACGAGUCAAUUUAAAGUUCACUGAAAAAUUAAAAACGAUGCUGGAAAAACCUACGGAUGUCGAUGUGGAUCCACAAAAUAUUGAAGAAAUAGUAGAUAAAGUGCCUGAUUCAAACGACGCAAAUUCAGUACAAACCACUGAAAUAAAUGCUAAGAUUAAUGUUGAAGAUAAUGUAUCAACUACGCAAAAAUCCCAGGUGACAAGAUCGUCUAGGACUCAUAUUAAAGAGAAAAGUGAGAAAUUAAAUUUUACAAAUUUAACCAGCAAAAACAAUACUCCUAUAAGCAACAUUAUUCAACGUUUACAAGGAAAAUUAGACACCGAACCGACAGUUAACGACAAGCCCAAACCGCCACCGUUGCUUCGUCUUUCCGACUUGAGUCCGUUAAAUGAAGACGAUGAAGGAGAAACUAUUCUAGUUGGUCCUGUUGAAGGCAAAAAUGAUAAAGAGUGCAUGAUAUAUGGAUGUCUGGUGGAUAACUGCGUAUUUAAAACGACCUUGGAAGAUGUGUUCGAAACCCACUGCAUCGAAAGGCACCCUGGUACCACAUGGGAUGGGUUUUGUAAAGCUUGCAACGAAAAAGUCGCGCUCCAAGAAGAACCGUUAAAUAUGAACGAUGCUCUUCGUCACUUGGCAAAGGUGCAUUCAAAGCACGAGAAAGAUGACUCAUUUGAAGAAAAAGAAACGCCUCGUAUAAGUCUUAGAGUGCGGAGGUUAAGCGGAGAUACAUUAUCUAAGUCAGCCGAAGCAAGUUGUAUGGAAAUUUCUGACGAAAAGCCUGUCAGUGAAACAUCGGAAUUUCCUUUCAAAAUUUUGAGUGUAACCUCUGACACAAGUGAGGAACAGCACAACUUCCCCUUCCAGAUUAGUUGCGUAACAACACUAACCCCUGAACAAGAGCAAGAACUGGAAAAAUCUGUUACGAUUGAAAAUCAAACUGAACAAAUUACAUCUACUAUCAAUACGACUGUUACGACAAACGCGCAAUCGCAAAGUAGCGUGGCGAUCUUAGGAUCAUUAGCAGGUACUAAAUUGAAUGUAUUAAUACCCAUUGUUCAGACUAGCAUUGCGAAUUCUAUACUACCGAAAAGUAAUAUCAAUCGGACGCCAAUUAUUUCACAAAAUCUGGAUACUAAAAAACGGGUUACUUUGCGAGAAAUUCCGAUACCGCCGGAAGCGUUAAAAAACCGAAAAUGGGAGUAUGCAGAGCGAUGUAUGAUGCCUUUGCACAAACUCAAACAUUUGUACAAGUGUCCAGAAUUUAAUUGUUCCUUUACCACAAGCAACCCGAAAAAAUUCAUGGAUCAUCUUGUUAAACAUCCUGAAAUAAUCAAAAUUCAAGAAACGGGGAUACCUUGUUUGUAUUGCAACUUUAAAACGACAUUGGAACAAUAUACGUUACAUAUAGACGUUAGACACGGCAAGUGCCAGUACGGUUGCACUUUUUGCUUCUACAGGGCUAUUUGCCAAAGUUAUGUCCAAUUGCAUAUGGAAGAGAUGCAUCCUGGAAGGACGGGAUUUGUCUAUAAGGUGGCAGCAAUAACAAGAAAUGCCAAACCAGCCAUGUCGUUCCCAACCCUAAAACAACUUAUUCCAGUUAUAGAAUGCGCUCACUGCAAAUAUGUAACGCUGUUUAUGGACGAAUAUUUUAAUCAUUGCAAAGACAAACACGUUUUGGCGCAAUUGAAAUGUUUCAAGUGCAAAAAAACGUACCGAAGUUUUCAACCCCUGGUUCACCAUCUUCGGAUACACAACAUUUGGACCUACAAUUGCCGUUAUUGUCCAUCAGGGACUUCAUCUACACAUGAACUAUACAAACAUUUGGCUGUCAAGCACCCCACUUGUCCUCCCGAAAUAAUUAUCCGACAAUUCAUUCCCGAUUACACUGGGCGUACUCCAGACGAAUAUAACUAUAGUGGUGAAGAAGUUUAUACACGUUUAAGUCGCAUAGUUACUGAAAAUCCAAAAUGGGCGAAUACGAAACUUUUACGCGAUCUUUCAGAAGAUGACGACGAAUCACCUCCAACCACUACAUCUAUGCUAUACGUCUCUCCUAAUGUCAGUGCCAUUUUACCUGGAUUUACAACAAAGACUGUGAGCAAAACAACAAAUGCUGUAAAGUCUGUGAUGAGUAGCCGACCAUCUACAUCUACGAAACCAUUACCCCCUGCCGAAGAUAACUCUAUGGCUCAACUCAUCAAACUAGAUGGCAAUUUAGAAAAGAAAAACGAUCAAGGAGGUGUGACAUUAAAUAGUCAGCAAAUUUUUGUACCCGAUUUCGACAAUUCGAAAGAAACGCCGGGAGAGACGGAAAAAUCCACUUCCCUUCGAGAAGAAGAAAGAGAUCCGUUGGAAAUAUCCGCGUCUGAUUUUGAAAAUUCGCAAUCAGAAUUGGUUGCCACACCCAAUUACUUUUCAGAAGUCGAUUUUGACGAAACGAUGACCGAUGAAAAGAGCCAAGGCCUCCAAGGUUGGCAGCUAUUCAAAUGUGAAAAUUGUAAUCUGGGCUUCGAGAAUUCAACCCAGUUCCGGUCGCAUGCCAUUAAAUGCUUCGAGAACAAGGGUGAAACCCAAAAACCGUUUCGUUGUGCUCAUUGCCCGAAGAACUUCAAAACAGCACCUGCUCUCGUAGAUCACGUGCGAGUGCAUGGAACUGCCAAGUUCACCUGCAGUCUUUGUGAUUACGUCUGUCGUUCUAAGACUUACGUCCAUAAUCAUAUGAAGACGCGUCACAAAAUGAGUAACUACAUAGUGAAUCCAGUUGAUGCGACGAAACGUGAUAUGGAUAAGGACGAUUUUAUAGUUCGACCAAGACCCGUCAAGGUAGCAGAGUCAACAGCUAACGUAACCAAUGAAAGCGGUAACCUCUCAACCGAUUCAAAAGCUGCAUUAUUUUUGGAAAAUAAGAUUAUAAAAACAACGUUUAGUCCGCAAGAGAUCAAUUUGCUGCCCCGGCAGGCUGUGUGUAGUGUGGAAUUGAAAUGUUCCGAAUGUCCGUAUGCGACUAAAGUAAAGACAAAUCUGGUUCGUCAUCUACAGAUGCACGAAAGAGAAAAGGAGGUACCGGUGAAUGCACCAGUUAAUCCCGUUCCAUGUUUGGAUAAAAACGAAAAAAUGUUCGAUAAAAUGAUUAAUCUGGCAUUUGCGUCAAACACCAAUGCAAAAACUUUUUCAAAAUCAUCAGAAAAAUCAGGCUUGACUAAAGAGGAAGAAGAGCAACUUCCCGCUUUUGUUCAGUUAACAAAACGAUAUGUUUGCGGAGCUAACGGUUGCAACUACCUGUGUCUCGAAGAUGCCAUGUUACGUCACCAUCUUCUUGCUCUGCACGCCCAUGAGACGGAAUACAAAUGCACACAUUGUAAUGAGAAACUUACGUCCGAAAAAGGAUCCAUUAACGUCGAUCUCGUUAUGAAACACUAUAAGCUGCAUGAUUUACACUUAUAUAUGUGCAGCGAAUGCAAAUUUGUUCACCAUCUUCGUCAUAAAGUUGAUAGACAUCUUUCUGAAAAACAUCCGCUUCAAGAAGCGAGGGUGAUUGUGGUUCGGGAUAUGGAUUCGGAACCGCAUGAAGAAGACUACCCGAAAUCACAAAUGCCAUCGUCGUAUUUGGAAGAAAUAAAGGAAACCAAACCGUGGCGUUGUGGAAUGUGCAAAUAUCGGUGCACUACACGUAACGAAAUUGUUGCCCAUGCGUACAACAAACAUGAAAUGACGAGUCAGUAUAAAUGUGCAUUAUGUUCAUACAAAACUGCAUCAAAGGAUUCCUUUGAUGAACAUUACUCAUCAAGACAUCCGGGUCAAGCGAUUGAUAUAAUUGACGCUUUCUACAAAAUUGAUGAGACAGUGAGUGUCAUCACGAAAGAGAAUUCAUUUGAUACCACACCCUUAUGGCAAAGAGACAGACCGAGAGUAAGACAUAUACGCGGUAUCCUAUUCGAUGAAAGUGGACGUGUACCUAAGAAGUCUCCUUUCAAAAUUACACCAGUAUCAUCCUCGCUCGCAAACAGCAAUCUAGACGAAGCCAUCGAAGCCGUUGCAACAGGAACUUCAAUCGUACUAAAGAACAUUGAGAAAGCUAGCCAAAAAGCUUCAAAACCCACUGGUGGGUGUGAAAUAAUUGAAAUCAAAGAUGAUUCGGACGAGGAAGCAUCACUGAACCAAUCGGGUACAAAGACGUAUCAUAGAGUAUCCGAGAUGCCCAUAUUAAGUCCAAUCGAUCCUUUAGAUAUUACUUCCAAUAAUGAUGAUCCGUUAAAUAUUGAGAUAACUGAUUAUGAUAGACUGAACGAAGUUGUACCAGAGUUCGAAGAUGAUAGUACAGGGCUCAGUCAAGAAAAUCGCGAGGGGCAUAGAUUGUAUGAAAUUGCCGAGAUGGACAUAAAUAAAUUGAUCGCAUCUGACUUGAUGGGCACCUAUGGACCAUAUGGAAAACCUCUGAAUAAGCAAUAUCUCUGCCCAUUAUGUGCCAAAUUUAAGACUAAAAAUCCAAAAGACAUCACCCAUCAUCUUUAUAGAGAACUGGAUUACGCAAGAUAUUGCUGCACCAUAUGCGGCCGUAAAGCGAUCACGUUCGACUUUCUUCAGCGUCAUGCGUCAACAGUCCACAAAACAGAUUCACCCGCCACACUGAUUCAAGGUUUGUCACCGAACAUUCAAAUCGAGAACUGGGUGCACGCAGUAUUACUCGUGCAGCGACGUAUUGCCGCUCAUGGCACCACUCCUAAAUCACAGACCCAACCUGAACAGUCUACUUCACCUUCUCCAUCUAAUUCUUGUACCCCAAACACUGUAGCGUCCUCUAUGGCGCUUAUAACUCCAAUAACUGUCAAUGCUCGUGUUAGUUCAACGCCAUCUAUUUCCGCUACAAUCACUUCUGUAGUGACUACCUCAGCUAUGCAAGCAACAGUCACUCAAUCAACUCCCACUUCUUCCAUGGUUCUUUUGAAGGAUGUUACUUCUGAAGCCAUAUCGGCCGUGACAACCACCCCAUCUGUAGUUCCCGUUGCAAUUAUUGAUUCACCUGUUUCUUCACCGUCAGUACCUACUACGGUCGAGACAUUUGCUACCGUUACACUUUCUCCAUCGGCAUCAACUGCAGCAAAAUCGGUGACACCAACUUUAACCAGCUUGACAAGACGCGCAUUUGACACCGCAAAUGCUAACAUAGCAAUGAUGGCGCCUUCUACUUCGCCAACAACUACGUCACCAGCGAGUCCUAUAAAAUGGCAUUAUUGCGUUCACUGCUCAUAUAAAUGUAAAAAUGCCAAAGACUUGAAAAGACACGUAAAACGACAUUGGGCGCAAAAACCUUUCCGAUGUGGUAUUUGCAACUUCGAAGGCAUCUCCAAAUACGAGAUCAUCAUUCAUUCGAAACGUAAACAUAAGGGAUUGGAGCCUUCACUGAUUCUCAUACCAACACCAACCACCCCUACCAUAAUUCCUGUUAUUAACAGAAAACGGAAAAUUCUAAGCGAUUCCGACGAAUCUAUUUCUAAAAAGGUGGAUUUGGACACGUUAGAUAAUGUGACACCUGAUAUUGUAGACGUCAAGGAUAAUUUAGUUGACGCUUCUUCUGCUACCACAUUUGAAGAUGAUCGAGUUGAUCAACUAAAUUCUCCAGACAGUGAAAAAAAUAACUCAGUAUACCAGUGCAAUUACUGUCCUAAAACUGAAACUCGCAUCGUUACUUUAGAAGAGCAUUGGCAAAAAGCGCACAAAAGCAAACUAAGACCAUUCCGUUACAAAACAAAUCCAUCAAGGACCAGAAUAAACCUACGUUGCGGCUACUGUGACUGGGGAGCCAACAUACAAUCUCUUCGUUUACACCACAAGGAUUCUCAUCCUGAAUUGCCGUUCGUUAUUUACAGACGUAAAUGCGACAAGUGCAAGGCGUUCUUUCUGAAACUGAGCGAAUAUAGUGAGCAUCCUAAAAAUUGUCCUGGGCUAAUAGUAACUCCACAAGCCCAGAAUGACAGUGACAAUGAUGCACUACCUACAGAUGACCUUCUUAAGGUGACUGCUAAAGAAUACGUGUGCAUUAUUUGCUACAAAUAUUUCGGUAGCCAAAAUGCUCUUCUAAAACACAGUGCUGCAGUGCAUCAGACAGAGAAGAGAAAGAAUGAGGAUAAGAACGCUGGGAAUGCAUCCAAAGUUAUUGUGUUAUCUGGCAGUGGUUCUGAGUCAUCUGAUGUAGACAUGUCCCGGGCGAGUAAACUAACAGCUAGAAAGUCAACAUCCUCCAAAAUAACCGCCAGGAAAUCGACAGCAGCUCGUCCCUCAAUGGUGUUGCAGGAUGAAGAAGAGGAAGGUUAUUCCUACUAUGGAACCAAACCGAAAAAGCUCGAUCUCGAUAAAAUAACAACUGAAGUUCCUUUCAUGGGGAGCACGGUUGAAACAAAGAUUGAAAAGUUAGCACAGAUUGUGAACUUGUUCCCAAAAGUCUUACUAACAGAUUGUAAAUUACAAGAUCAAGUAUGACACGAAAUUCAAAAUACC
Molecule: messenger RNA, 14336 nt
Organism: Agrilus planipennis (emerald ash borer)
Lineage: Eukaryota; Metazoa; Arthropoda; Insecta; Coleoptera; Buprestidae
Exons: 9
Coding region: 1347-14318 (4323 amino acids)
Biological process (GO): regulation of DNA-templated transcription
Molecular function (GO): DNA-binding transcription factor activity, RNA polymerase II-specific; RNA polymerase II cis-regulatory region sequence-specific DNA binding
Source: RefSeq, a predicted model, not a curated record